CGCUACCGAUAUUUUCAGUGUUAACUUGCAACAGACGCCAGACCCGCAUAUUUCCACAUCGAAUAACUGCAUAAUGACAAAGUUAGUGUGCCGCACGCGUGUUUCACCAACCAUUAGAUAAGACAGUCAGUAAAUAUUAAACCACUACAUUAGCAGUAGUAAGUAAAUAAAAGACAGCGGGUGUGUACUCGAAUAAAAUAAAACCGCAAGAUAGAAUGGAAAAGCAUAGUAAAACCAUUUGAGGUUCUAAGCCUUAAGUGGUUUUUCCAGGCAGCAAAAUAGCAGAGGCCUAUGAAGCUCAGUUUUUUUGGCAGGUAUGUUUUCCGAACCGCUACUGGCGCACAUACUUCAGUGAUACUUGAUAUUCUACAUCUGCAUCGCAAGGCAAAUUACCUUUAUUGGAACCCAAGGUGAAUUUGGUCUACUAAUCCGAGAAUAUGGGCCCGGUAAAGGCAAGAAGCAUUCCAAUGCUAGGCUUGAUUAUUACCACGAUCGUCCUCUCAGGCUGUGGUGUGCUAUGGACGGCCUGCAGUGCACAGACUACGCCACAAGAAUCGCCAGAACUGUUGGUCCGUCUGAGAGAGCACUUCUGCACAGAUGCCGAUGCAAGUUCAUGUAAGGUCCAGGGAGAUACCAUUUGUGCCGGACUUUGCACUACUGAUCUAGAUCAGUGGUUCUCUUGCGCCACUACGCUCUCCGUCACAGCUCCGGAAUUAUGCAGGGACACGAAUCAAGUUCUGCAAUGUCCCUACAGCGAUGGCAUAUUAUGCUUGUAUGAGGAUGGACGAGGUCUGUGCGUGUACUCCUUAGCAACACAACCGUUUUGCAUCUGUGGCGAGGGAGAUGAAAUUUUCACUUCCCCGAUUGCUUCAGACAGUCUCAUUCCAAGCCAAUGUCUCCCCCCAGAUGAGACGAUUGACGAACCUUCUACUGAACCCACCCAAAACGAACAAACUACGCUGACAUCACAAACUCCUUCGACGAUGCCUGACGGUCAGCCCAGUACACCGGUACAGCCCGACGCACCAGGCACCAAGGCACCAGGCUUUGUGCACACCCCGGCCGCGGUAGACGGACACGCUACCAUUCAGCUUCCAGCUUCAGUUACAACCGCCGCUCCCUCCACGACACCAGAAACUUCCACCGACGUGACAGUCAUCGUGGUAGUAAUCGUCCUGGUCAUACUGCUCCUGUUGAUCCUUCUUUUGGUGUUCCUCUGGCGCAGUGGAAAACUGGCAAAGCUGUUUAAAAAGCCUUCGAAUGAAAGUUAUACACCAGGCGUUCCGAUGAACUAGAUUCUAAGAGAGAGCGAGAUAUCCUUCCCGUAUCAUCGCUGCCUAGCCAUUGACUAGAGGGAUGCCAUGAGCUUAAUGUAUGCAUGGUGGAGUAGAGAAGCGUGCAUGAUGAAGACCAUCAAGAAGAUUACAUGGACGAAAUGUACAACAAACAAGUGACUGACCGCACCUUGAUAGAUGAACGGGUGCCCACAUCGGAGAAAUGUGCAGGGUUACGACUCUCUUACAUUUUCUACCAGCAAUAAAUGAAAACGCUCUUAAUAAAAAGGAAAGUACACAUCAAAUAUUUGUGUCUAAGUGCCGAUAUUAUCGGUCGCUGGUUUGACUUGAGUAUGUAAUUCUACAAUCUUUUUCAUAAGUUUCAAAUUAAAUCUAACUUUUUUUUGGCAAUACAAAGUAUGAAUAGCAUGCACAUAAUAAAGAGCAACGUAGGCCUAUGUGGAGGUGUUUACACAUUAUAAAGAACAACAUAGGCCUAUGUGGAGGUGUUUACGUAUAUAUUUUUUACCAUUGCUUAUGGACUGAAUUGCUAUCUUUAUUUAUAGUGAAAUAUAAAUACACUGCAUUCUGAAAUGUUUUUUUCUCAUCAAACUGAGUAACGUAUAGAACUGUAAUCUGUAUAGUGAAUCUGUUUCAUGUUGGGCAAUACCAGACUUGAUUCUGUUAUGAGGCACUCCAUAUCCAUGAAAAUGAGAACACAUUCGGGUGAUAUUUUUGUCUGUGAUAACGUAUAUUAGUGUUAAAGGUAUACCUGUGCGCCAUACUCUCCGGAGGGUGGAACCCCCCUAAAAAAAGGAAUCGGUAUAAGGUAAUAUUGGGCUUCAGAUUAUACAGAAAGCUUAGGUCCUCUCUAUUACAUUCAUUUUCAUAAAUCUUCAAGGGUACCUUUUGUUUGUUUCAAUACAAAUUUCAAAAAUGAAGUUUUACGUCUCAGUUAGCCUUAUUUCCAUCUUUUGUUUCACUAUUCCAAACGGCAUUUUACUGCCUUUUUGGUUCUUUAUGCU
Molecule: messenger RNA, 2299 nt
Organism: Acanthaster planci (crown-of-thorns starfish)
Lineage: Eukaryota; Metazoa; Echinodermata; Asteroidea; Valvatida; Acanthasteridae
Molecular function (GO): protein binding
Source: RefSeq, a predicted model, not a curated record